Molecule: messenger RNA, 1641 nt
Organism: Lodderomyces orthopsilosis Co 90-125
Lineage: Eukaryota; Fungi; Ascomycota; Pichiomycetes; Serinales; Debaryomycetaceae
Gene: TRM2
Product: Trm2p
Exons: 1
Coding region: 1-1641 (546 amino acids)
Biological process (GO): tRNA processing
Molecular function (GO): tRNA (uracil(54)-C5)-methyltransferase activity, S-adenosyl methionine-dependent
Source: RefSeq, a predicted model, not a curated record
AUGGCACCAGUAGCUGAAAAUAAAAAGAGACCAAUCACACUACCUCCUGAGGCUGAACAGCCCCAGAAAAAAGUUAGGACUCAUCGAAAAAGAAACAAGACCAAGAAGUACAAGCAUAAACGAAUUGAUCCUACCAGUCCAUUUGGAGUUUUGGAGUAUGAAAUAAAGGAGUUAUGUGAAGAAUACAAUCUUACUCUUGAUGAGAUAUCCAACGAUAUGAAAGGCGUUUUAAACAAUGCCGCCAUACAAGAGUCAUACCACCGACAAGUUGAACAUGUUAGUAUAUUAUGUUUCACAUCCAACGGAGAUUCACUUGCAUUGGUACCACAUAUCGAUGAGUUGAAAAAGAAACAAGUUGUCGUUGUACCAUUCGGCAUACCUGGUGAUGAGGUUACUAUCAAAAUAUUCAAAACGCAUCCAUUAUUCGCCGAAGCUGAUUUGUUAUCCAUACAAUCUCCAUCCAAGUUACGUGACAAUUCUAUUAUCAAGUGUCGAUAUUUUGGUAAAUGCUCAGGUUGUCAAUUCCAAGACAUCACCUAUGAUGAACAAUUGAAUAUCAAGAGACAGACCAUUGUCAAUGCGUUCAAACAUUUUGCACCACAAUUAUCGGAGUUGAAGAAAUUGCCCCAGGUGCUAGAAACCCAGGGAUCUCCUUUACAGUACAAUUAUAGAACCAAAUUGACGCCUCAUUUCGAUAUAGCUACUAAAAAGACUGGUGCAGAUUUAGAGCAUCGUCCUAAUUUUGGGUUUGGAGCAAAGGGAAGACCAACGUGGAGGAAAAGCGAUUUUGGUCCCGCUGGGUCAAUAUUGGACAUUGAGGAGUGCAACAUAGGUACGCAAGUUGUCAAUAUAGGGUUGCGCAAUGAACGCAAGAGAUUGGAGAGCACUUACAAGACGUAUGAAAAGGGAGCAACAAUUUUAUUACGCGAAGAUACAAAAGUGAAGGAUGGUACUUUUGAACUAGGGGAAGCAUCAAGAGACGAGGAUGGGCAAGUUUCAAGUGUAACUAAAGAAGCGGAGAACAAAACUUUAGUCAAAACAUGUGUUACUGAGUCACGUCAAGUUGUUCAAGAAAUCAUCAAUGAGUUUAAAUUUGAAUUUUCAGCCGGUGAAUUUUUCCAAAAUAACAAUUCCAUCUUGUCAUUGGUCACCAGUUACGUUAAAUCCAACUUAUUACAAUCAAAACCCAACUAUCUUGUCGAUGCUUAUUGCGGAUCAGGUUUAUUUUCCAUCACAUGUUCGGAGAAUGUAUCUAAAGUAAUUGGAGUUGAAGUUAGUGCUGAUUCGGUCAAGUUUGCUCGUCAUAAUGCCCAACUCAACAAGAUUGAAAAUGCACAGUUCAUUGUUGGUAAAGCAGAGGAAAUUUUUAAAGACAUUAAUACUCCAGCUGAUCAAACCUCGGUUAUUCUCGACCCUCCAAGAAAAGGAUGUGACGAUGUGUUUUUGAAUCAAUUGAGUGCUUACAACCCGGCAAAGGUUGUGUACAUAUCAUGUAAUGUGCAUUCACAAGCUAGAGAUAUAGAAUGGUUUUUGACCAACACCGAAAAUGGAUCAAAGUAUGAGGUGGAGAGUAUUAAAGGAUUUGACUUUUUCCCGCAAACUCAUCAUGUCGAAUCGGUUGCAGUAUUGUCUUUGAGGUAG